CCAUAGGGGUCGGAUGUUUCGUUUAGUGAAUUUUCUGCGUAUUUUUCCCCGAUCGUGUCGAAACUUUUUACGCGCUGUGUUUUUGGAUUUUGACUCUGUGGUUGCUCAUUUAUGUUUUAAUUGUUGAACUUAUUAAACAAGUGGGGUUUUGAAUGUUUUUUUGAGUGAUUUUGGACGCUUUUCGGAGGAAAAAUAUUGUUUUUUUAUGAGAUAAACAUUAAGGAUGAGUGCGUGAAGUGGGAACAGUAUAAUGUCGGAGCGUUUCACGAAAUGGCGUCGUUAGAGUGAGCAACAUGGCGGAUGGUUUUGGCGGGAAAGGCGCGUUUGUGCUCCUGCUACUUCUUGUGGAGAACGUUCUGUGUCAGCUGGCGAAGGAGAGCGAGGACUUAGUGGACUUUGUUCCAGUGUCGACGAUGGACGUGGAGGCCGUGGUGGGCAGGACCGCUUCCUUACCCUGUGACAUCGAGCCUGACUCUCAUGAGGACCGGGUCUACAUGGUGCUUUGGUUCAGACAUGCUGGCGGGAAACCGUUGUACAGCUUCGACGUCCGUGGUCGCAGUUUCAACAAGGCCCUCCACUGGUCAGAUCCCCUCGCCUUCGGGAGACGGGCGUACUUCGUGACGAUGUCCAGGCCCUCGUCCCUGACCGUGGAUGCCGUCCAGCUGGAUGAUGAGGGCGUCUACAGGUGCAGGGUGGACUUCAAGAACUCACCUACCAGGAACUUUCAGAUACGGCUCAACGUUGUGGUACCUCCUCACCAACUGCUGCUGUACGACGAGGCAGGUCGCGACGUGGCCGGUGUGGUCGGACCUUUAGAAGAAGGGGGCAACUUCACACUGCUCUGCGAACUUAGAGGAGGUCGACCUCAACCAACCCUAUCCUGGCUCAUAAACAACAAGCCGGUAGAAGACCACACGGUCCUCAAGAACGACGGGAAGAUCAUCAUCAGCAGAAUCAGCGUCCACGGAGCUGAAAGGAGCUGGUUGAACAGCAGCGUCAAAUGUCAGGCCACCAACACGCCUCUACUGAGCCCUCAUGAAAGAACAGCUAGGGUUGAAAUGAACUUACGGCCUACUUCAGUGUCAAUAUUGGAUAAGCCUGGACAGCUGUCAGCGGACUCUGAGGUCACAUUGGUCUGUGUAACCCAUGGAAGCCGACCUGCUGCUCUGGUGACUUGGUAUAGGGAGAAUAGGAAAUAUACGAGAGGAAAGCACAGCGAGUUCACGAACGAAACAUCUACCGUCAGCCGACUGACCAUGCUGCCCCAACCGGAAGAUGAUGGCUCCAUGAUCAGGUGCCGAGCUGACAACCCAGUUCUCAGGGUGGCACUCGAGGACUCCUUCAAAAUGAGCGUUGUUUACAGGCCAGUGCUGACCAUGUCCCUGGGCAGCACACUAAACCCCAACGACAUAAAGGAAGGAGAUGACGUGUACUUCGAAUGCAACAUCAGAGCCAACCCGAAGGAGCACCGCAUCUCAUGGUACCAUAACGACCACCUGGUGACGCAGAACAUGUCCUCAGGAGUGUUCAUCAGCACCAAGUCGCUGGUGCUCCAAAAAGUGACGAAGAGAGACGGUGGACUAUACUCCUGCAGGGCUGCCAACCAAAUUGGAGAGUCGAGUAGUCAAGCUGUGUAUUUGAGGGUGCAAUUCGCGCCGUUAUGUGCCCAACUGACGCCGCUGGUCAUCGGCGCCCGCUUGGACGAGCCCUUGCGAGUGCGCUGCACGGUCAGCGCUGACCCCGCCGAUGUGGUCUUCUACUGGCAGUUCAACAACAGCGGCGAGAGCUUCCAGGUGUCCCCCGCGAGAUAUGCAGUGUCAACGGGCGGCACGUCGAGCGAGCUGCGCUACCGUGCCGCAAGCGAGCGGGACUACGGCGCGCUGCUGUGUCGCGCCACCAACGCUGUCGGGCGACAGAAGAAGCCUUGCGUCUUCCAGAUCGUACCCGCUGCUCGUCCAUCGCCACCGAGGAACUGCACAGCCAAGAAAACGAUGAAGAACAAUGAAGCCUUCCUCACAGUCCGUUGCAUAGCAGGCUACGAUGGAGGGCUGAACCAGCAUUUCACCCUCGAGGCUGUGGGUGAGACCAGCAGGAUCCUUGAGAACAGCACUGCCAGUAAAACUGAUUUCGUCGUAUGGCUGAAUGUGAGCUGGUCGGAGCUGGAAUCCAUGCCAGAUGACGAGGUCCUCACCGUGGCAGCGCGGAACAGCAAGGGCAUCUCAGACCCUGUGCUCAUACGAGAUCUGGUCUACAGGGACGCUGCGAAGCAUAUAGAAGAAACAACGAGAACAAUGUCCAAGUUCCCAGUAGCGGCGGCCAUUGCAGGUCUUGCAGCUGUCUUCACGGCAGCCGCUGCAAUUGUCGUGCUUGUACUACGAAAGCGCAACGAAACAACAUCGAGCAGUAAACGACCAUCCCAGAGCGUGGUCCAGGUAGACGCGAAUGGAAGACGGUACCUCAUCGCUUACCCAGCACCUGCUGAUAAGCUGGAGACCAAGCCGGAUAUCCUGAACCCUAAAGCUGAUAGUGAGCCUCCUCGCGUAGUGCUGGAGUCUAGCGACAGCAAAACCUACACAAUCAAGGAGGCCAGCCAGCCCAGCAAGUCCUCCUACCAGCCACCGCGCGCUGAAGAUGAUAUGAUGCCUCAGAGAUAACAUACGGAACCGGAGCUACGCGUCGUGUAAAUAUACCAUUAAAUUGUACAUUUUCUUGAUUGCCAAUGAACUUAACUUUAAGGGAAAUAUAGACGAAUUCUUCCAUAUCACUUUAAAUUAUAAAGGCUAUAAGAAGAAGGGAUCUACAAAUUGAGGUAGAGUCAAACUCAUGGCGCGUUUUUGUUAUUUUCGUAGGGAUCUCUAAUUUUUGAAAAUAAAAUAUAGCCUAUGUCACUUAGGAAUAAACUAGCUUUAUACUAGUGAAAGAAUUUUCAAAAUCGGUUCACUAGUUCCUGGGAUUACUCCCAACAAACCAACUUAUAAACUUUACCUCUUAGUUUUAUAAUAUUAGUAUAGAUAAAAUGAUAUUAUAUUAUCUACACAACGAAAAUUUUAAAAUGAUAAUUUUAUUGAGUACCAUAAAAACGAUUUUGUGUCCAUUUUCAAAUGGUAUUAUAAUUACAAGUAAGUUUACAAUAAGUAUAAGUAAUUCGACUUAACAAAAACUUUUAAAACACCUUAGAUCAAUUUUUGAAAACCCUGAAAUUUUAAUUAAGAUAAUUUUAAAACAUCCAUUUAAAAUGAAUAUAAUGUUAUUACCUGUAAAUAGAUCCCUUCUUCUUAUACAAAAUUAAUUAUAAUAUUAUGAUAUUUAAUGUAAAUUCUAUGAUAUCUUUAAAUAAAUGUUGAUACUUGAA
Molecule: messenger RNA, 3352 nt
Organism: Maniola jurtina (meadow brown)
Lineage: Eukaryota; Metazoa; Arthropoda; Insecta; Lepidoptera; Nymphalidae
Product: hemicentin-2-like
Exons: 18
Coding region: 294-2654 (786 amino acids)
Source: RefSeq, a predicted model, not a curated record